Messenger RNA from Paramecium octaurelia, 7836 nucleotides. Lineage: Eukaryota; Ciliophora; Oligohymenophorea; Peniculida; Parameciidae. The record is from the annotation of a GenBank genome assembly.
AUGGAUUGCCAAGAAGAAUUCAAAACUACUAGUAUUUUAUAAUUAUCAAAAAUUAAGAUGCAAAUAUAUCUACUUAGUUAGGAAGAGUAAGAUAAAAAAAUAUACUAUUUAAAAAAAGCAUUGGAGGAACUUCAAGAAAUAAAUUCAUAGAAUUAACCAAUAGAGGAUAUAAAGCCAUCGUCUCCCAAUGAUGAACAUUUGAAAUAACAAGUUAUUUUUGAUUUAGGACCUUUGAAUAACUUGGAUGAGUUGAUAACAAAAUCAAAAAAGAUAAAAAAAAUAAUUAGUUAAAAUCUAGGCAAAAUAACUUCUCAGACUUUAUAAAACAACUUAAAUUUGUUUAAUGAAAUAGAUGAUAGCUAAAGAAAAAAUUUCAAAUAAUCGAUUAUUAAUUUACGAAAAUAAACGUUAAAAUUUUUGAAAAUGAUUCAAAACGAGUUAAUAUUUUUUGAUGACAAAUUUUUAAAAAAGUGUAAAGAACAAACUAAUGAUUAAAAAAUUCCUAAAUUGCUACAUAUAUUUACCUUUGAUUUCCUAAAUCUUUUAGAUUAAGGAAUAGUACAUUAAGUAGGAAAAGUAGAUAUAGUAUAAAAUAUUAUUGCAGAAUUAAAAAAUGAUAUGAAAAUAGAUUAAGAGGAAAAUAUUUUUGAUAUAUUUUCAGAUUCAUCCUAUAAAGUUCGAGAACUAGUUGUAUUCAAUUUAAUUAAGAUACAAUCAAUCAUUUAAGAAUAGUCAAUAUAAGAGUUUUGUGAAGAUUUAUUGAAAUAAAUCUGGAUAAUUGAAAAGCAUCCAAAUGUUAGAAACCUUCUAAAAAACGAAGAAAUGAUAAAAAUGCAGAAAAGAUUAUUUUCUCAUGAUCUGCAAAAUUUCUUUCUGAAAAUAAAUUUAGAGAUGCAAAAAAAAUUUGAAAAGAUUAAACAUCUUUAAACUUAAGUUCUAGUAAGUGACAACUAACUUGAAAUAAAAAAAUCACUAUAACAGGAGUAUGAUGCUUUUGAGGUAUAUUUGGAUAACAUAACAGAUAUGUCAUAAAGAUUAGAUAUUAGUUUAAUUUUUUUAAGGGAAAUUAGUAAGGAUUUGAAAAAUAUCAAAUUAUCCAUAGAUUCAAUAUUAACAAGUGUAAAAGGAGUUGAGAAUGACAUAAGAAGAUUAAGAAGUAGAAAUUUUAUGGAAUUAUUAAUCAUUCGAAAAGAGAAGGUUUUAAAUUAAAAGCAAGAAAAUGAAUUAGAUUAAAUUCACAUUGAAAUUCAAACUUAAGAAUAUGACCCUAUUUCUGGGAAUAAGAAACAAAACAAUAGCGGAGAAUUUGUAACCUCUUUGAUGAAAUUUGAAGAUAAUAAUAAUUAUGAUGGAGAAGUUAAUGAAUUUUUGUGGAGUGAAGAUGAAAAGCAAAAAGAUGUUAUGUUAAUUAAAGGAAAAGCAGGUUCAGGAAAAAGUAGAGCUUCACGUAACAUUGAAGAAUUUAUUUGGAUUUAUAAUUCAAAAUCACCAUAUUGGACUCCAAUAUAUGUGUCACUUCCUUCAAUAAAAGAGCCUAAUCAAAAUUUAAUUGAAAAGGCUCUUAAUUCUCAAAAUUACAACUUUGAUAACACUUAAAUAAGAGAAUUUAAAGAUGCAGUCAAAAAUGGAAAAUUAAGUAUUGUGAUUAUACUUGAAAGCUACGAUGAGAUGAAAAUUGAUUUGAUUGGAACAAAUUUAUAUAAUACAAAUCGAUUAGAUUAUGAUCUAAACCUUUAAGCCUAAGUAAAAGUAAAAUUUAUAAUCACAACAAGAGAAGAAAUACUAAACUCUAUAGGAUAUUAAACGUGGUUUUAUGGUUCAAAUUUAUAAAAUUUUAAAGAGGUAGAAAUAUUACCUUUUAGUGAAGAACAGAGUGCUUAGUAUCUUGAAAAAUACGCUAAAAUUAGCGUUAAAAGAGCAAUUAAGAAGUUUUAUGAAUUUCUCAAGCAAUUAAUGGGUUAAAACUUUUAAUUAAAUGAGUUUAUGGAAAUUUGGAGUCAAAUAGAAAAUACAAUUAAUUCGAUUAUAUAAUAAAGAUAAAAAUCUGAUAUAAUGUUUUUAAAUUCAGAUAUUGAAAAAAUAAUAAAAGCGAUUGAGAAUGUUAAGCUUUUUAGUUUUAUUUCAUCUAAUUAAAUAUUAUCUCUAAAAUAAGAACUACUUUAAUUAUGGGGAGAAAAUAAAUAUUUAUCAGUAAUCAACAAUUUAGAUAUAAGAAAUCUAUUGUGUACUCCAUUUAUGAUGGAAAUAAUUGUUUAUGUGUUACCUGAAACGUAUUCACUUCUCUCUAAAGCGAGCAGAAUUAGAGAAUUACUGAAAAAAAAUUAUAUGUUUUUGAAAAUGGAAGCUAAAACCUCAGAGGCAAAUAUGGAAAUUUAUUCAAAAUUGAGAAAAAAUAAUUUUUAAUUUGUGGCAAAGGAAGAUGAAAUAAACAUCAGUAAAGAAAUAGUUUAAUAAUUUGAUUAAAUUUUAAAAAGUUUAGAAAAUGAAAAGUUUUUUGAAUAAUUAUCAAUGGCUGGUUCUUUAUAAUAUGUAAACAAUACUACAAUUUUAUCAAAUAAAUACUUCACAGUCGAUUUUGACGCCAAUUUUAUUGUUUCAGCUUUCAAGCUCCAUAAAUAUACGGCAUUUGAAUUUUAUGAAAUCUUUGUGAAUUUCUAUCACACUUAACAACUGUAAAAAUUGAAAGCUUUGGGUUAAAGUAUUAAAGAAGAAACUAUGAUUAAAGAUUUACAAGAUUUUUCAAUAUUUUUGGCAAUUGAGAUGUCUAUGAAUUAACUUACAUAAGUAAAUUAUCAGUAAAAAGGAAAAUUACAUAUUGUUUAAGUCUAGUUAGAGAGGAAGGUUGAAGUCUCUUGGGAGGAUUUAUGUUUUAGUGAAAAUUAAGAUGAUUUCGAGUACAAAACACAAUUACGAAAGUGUAUGUUGAUUAAUUCUAAAGGUAGUGUAUAUGCAUUCAAUCAUAAAUCUAUCUAAGAGUAUUUUGUAGCCAAAUAUAUCGUAAAUUUAAUAGAGAAAAUCAUUCCCAAAGAAAAUCAAACAUUUGAUGAAAAUUUCUUAAAAAAAAGCAGUUUUAACAAAAGUUUAUUUAAUUUAUCAUUGGAGCAUUAUUCUGGGACAAUAGAGUUGUUAAAACCUAAAAUUAAAUAGAUUGAAGAUAUAAAGAAUAAAUUAAUUAAAAUAGCAUUAUUAUCUAGAAAAGAUUCUAAACAUAAUCUUAUUAGAUCAGCUUCAAAUUUAAUUUAUAUUCUAGGUGCUUUAAGAGAACAUUUUCAUAAUAUUGAUCUAAGUAAUUUAAAUAUAGAAGAUACUAAAUUGGAUGGAAUAAGUUUUUAUAAAUGCAACUUGAGCAACUCUUUAUUUAAUUAUGUAUCUAUAGAUUCUUGUAAUUUUAAUUACGCAACAAUAGAGCAUGCUACUUGGAAAAAAUUGAUUUGCAAAGAAAAACCAUCAAUAAAAACUCAUAAUAAAACUCUUCAAUAAGCUGUUUUUAGCGAAGAUGGAAAAUUUUUAAUAUCAGGAAGUUAAGAUGGAGUUAUUAUUAAAUCAGAGUUGUCAGCCGAUUCAGAACCUAAAAAUGCAAAGCUACCAAAUGAUGAGUUAUUAAAAAAAUUAUCAAUAGGGAAAAAUUGGCUGGCUUGUCUUUCUUAGCAGUUUUUAUACAUAUAUAAUUUAAUUGAUUUAAAAGAAUCACAAAGGUAUCCAAAAAAAAGUGAAUAUUUUAAAGAUAUUGAAGACAUUAGGUUAUCCCCAAAUGAUAAAUAUUUGGCUUUAUUAUUAAAAAAUGGUAAAAUAAUCUUUUUGUAAGUAGAAAAUUUACUAAAAUAAUAAAAAUAACCAAAAUAUUAGACAACACAAGAAACCAUUAAUUGUAUAGCAAUUUCUUCAAAUUCUCAGCUUUUAGCCACAGGUGGUAAUCAAAUACUAAUUUGGAAAUAUACUAAUAUUCCAAAAAUUCAAUGUAUUUCACAGCUUCCAAAAUAAGAGCAUCCAAUACUUGCUAUUGCAUUUUCAUAUGAUAAUUAGGUAUUAGCUGUAGCAAGUGAUAAUAAGAAGUUAGAAUUUUUUAAUAUUUCAAAUCUUUCUCAAGUUAGAUUAUAAUAUACUUUUGACUAACAAUAAAAGAUAUAAUAAAUAGCUUAUUCAAAUAAAGGAGAGCUAUUUGCAUCUAGAUCACUCUCUUCAAUAGACUUAUAUGAGGUUUAAAAGUUACAUGAUCAAUAAAACUUAUUUAAAAUAAAUUCUAAACUUCAAGUAGAUUUAAUUGAAAUCUCUUCUGAUAGUUAAAUUUUGGCUACUAGUCAUCAAUAAAUUCUCCAAUCUGAUAAUCCUAAAAUUAUAAUAUGGGACAUUAAAAGCUUGUAGUAAAUUAAGUAAAUAAAAGUUUUUUUAAGUAAACAUUAAAAAAAUAUCUCAGCUUUAAAAAUUAGAAAAGAUAAUAAAGUUUUAGCUUCAGGUAGCUUAGACCAUUCAAUUUGUCUUUGGAAUUUAAAAACACUAUUAUUAUUUGUGAAAUUAACAGAUCAUUAAGAUCAAGUUUUAGAUCUAGCAUUUUCAUCAGAUGGAAAUCAAAUGGUCUCUUCCAGUAAAGAUGAGCAUUUAAUUUUUUGGAGUAUCACCAACAAACGUAAACCAAAUAUUUUAUAGAAUUUAUAACCACACUUAGAAGCUAAAAAGUUGAUUUUUUGUCCAAAUAAGCCACUUUUAGUGCCAAUCUGUGGUUCUUCUUCGGAUGAAAUCUACUAAUGGAAUUCUUCUAAAAUUGAAAUAAUUAAAAACUUAAAAUAGGAAACAUCAUUUAUAGACAUAAAUUUUAAUGAGAAUGGAGACAUUAUGGUAACCUUAAAUUAAGAUAGAUUUCUUAGAAUUUGGAAAACAAAUGAAAAUUUUUUUGAGGUUAAUAAAAAAAUCCUGAUUGAUGAAAACGAAAUAUUGCAUAAAGCGUAUUGUUUAAAUGAUUAAGAUUUUAUUGCUCAUAUUGGAUAGAGUGUAUAUCAAUUAAAAAUACAGGAUGAAAAAAUUUUAGAAAAAAGUAGUUUGCACACUUCAGACAGAAGUUAUUGCAAUUUAGUUUCGAACAAUAAAAUUAUUGCUAUGAAAGAUUCUUAAGAUCCUACUAGAAUUCAGAUGAUAGUUAUAAAAAAUCAAUACAGUUAAUGUAUGAGCUACUAUGAAAAGGAAAAUUAGAUUAAAGACUUUUAAUUUUCGUCAGAUACUUUACUUUUAGCCGUUGCAACAGCAAAGGGAGCAUUUAUUAUAGAUAUUAAAAAAAAUUAAACAUUGCACAAAUUUUAAUUGGAAUAAUGUUGUUUCUUAAUUUGUUUUUUUGGGUAAGAAAAGUUAUCAAUUUUAGUAGAUGGAGAACUAGUUUUAUAUGAAGGCUUUGACUCAGUAGCAAAAAAAAUCCCUAUCAUCUAAUCAUCUCCUUUGAAACUGGUUUAUUUAGAUCAAAAAUAAGAGAUUUGUAUUUAUAGUUAGAAUAGCAUUACAUUGAUAAACUUACAAGAAUUAUAAUAAAUUAACUUAAUAUAAUUAGAUGAAGAUGUAAGAUCAAGAGAUUUAAUUUUUGCCUCAAAUUAGGUGGUUAUCGCAGUAGGACAGCGUGUAUAAUUUAUCUCACUUUCAAAUACUAUUACAAUGGUAUUACUACCCUAAUCAUAUGAUUCAAAGAAAGAUCAUGAAUACUUAUAUACAAACUUUUAAUUAGACAGUAAUAUUUUCUCAGUAUUAAACGAUGAUUUACUGUAUUAUUAAUUUGAUAUUAGUUCUACUAAGAGACUAAAAGAAAUUGAUUUGAAAGAGUUUGGUAAUAGCCCCCUCACAUUAAAUAAUUAACAAACUUUGCUAAUUGUCAGUAAGGAAGAAAUAAAAUAAACGAUAUUGCUAAUUGAUAUGGAAACCAAAAAAACAGUGACUUGUUUAGAAGAGAUAUAUGACAAUAAAUUCAAGUGUCUAAAUAUUGUUUUUUCUUAAGAUGGAUAUAACUUUGUUACAAGUUAUUCAGACUUAAGAAUUAAAUUUUGGGAUACUAAAUCUUACAAAUUGCUCUCUACAUUUAAAACCAAUACAAAUUAAAUCUAAAUCCUUAAAAUUUCAAUAAAAGGAAUAUUAGCUUAAACAAGUGAUGAUGUCAUAAAGUUAUGGGAUUUAAAUGCCUUAAAACAAUAAUAAUUAGAAUUAGAUGGUCACUCUUCUUCAGUUAGAGAGAUCUGUAUUUCUUCAGAUGGUCUCUAAUUAGUAACAGGAUCUGAAGAAGAAAUCAUUAGAUGGGAUUUGAUAGAAUUAAAAAAGCUUGAUAUAUUAAUUAAGGGUAAACGUCUUCCAUCUAAAUUUUGCUUCUCGCCUAAUAGUCAAUAUUUUAUUGCUCAAGCUGAAGAAUCAAUUCAUAUAUGGAAAUUUAACACAAAAUACAUAAUUUAAUUUCACAAGAUAUAUUGGUGUGAGCCUGGUUUGGAACAAAAAUUGGAAGUAAAUUAUAAAUAGAUUUAAUAACAAAUUUAAUCUGAUUUAAAGAAUCAAAAACGAGAAAUUAUUCUUUCAACAAAUCUGCUAAUAAAAACUAAUCCAUUAGAGAUAUUUCAUAUAAAUGAUAGAUUAGAAUUAAAUAAUGAAUAAAUAGUUGGAAUUUCAGCAAGUUAAAUUACAACAAUUGCAUAUUGUGCUAAUUCAAUGAGACUUGCUUUUGAGGAUGAAAAUCAUUAAAUUAUUAUAUGGUCAAUUGAAAAUAAAUAACGACUGGGGGAAUUAAAUUCCAAUGAAAACUAAAAUACUUAGCUUUUAUCUAUGAUAUUUUCUGGUAAUAGUAAGAUAUUGUUCUCAUAUCAUAACGACAAAAAAAUAAGAUAGUGGAAUAUAACUGAUAGAUUUGAGUUGAUUGGAUCAUAACAUCUGGAGAACAAUAAGAACUUGCAAUAUUCUCUAAAUUUGCAAUUACAUCCUCGUAAUGAUGAGGAAUUCAUGGUUAUAUGGGCUGAAAAAGUUGAGGAUUAGACGUAAUGCUAGAAUUAUAAAUUUUUUUAUUAGAUUGGCAAUGAUAUAGACGAAUUAUUUAAACCUAUUGUUGAUUUUAAGGAUUGGGACGAAAAGUUUUCAACUGCAUUUAAUAAAUCACAAAAUGUAAUUGCUCUAUAAAUUAAAAAAACACUUAAAUUAUAUGAUAUAUCUUAGAUAUAAAUCAGAGUAAUUGCAACUUUAGAGGGCAGUAAACUUGAAAAUUUAAUCUUUUCAUCUGAUGGGAAAAUUCUUUUAUCAUUAGGAACUGAUUUAACAAUAAGAUUGUACGAUAUUUCUGAUUACGGUUCAAUAAAAGUCAAAAUUAAUUUGGAGAAUCCAAUUCAAGCUUUGGCUAUGUAGUUUCUAAAUUCAUAAACAAUCAGAAUUUUUUGUAAAUCUGAUUAGAUAAUUCAGUAAAGUAUUUAAGAUUUUACGGAAAUAGGUGUUAUCAGAGAUGAAAAUUAACUUGAUUUUACAGCUGCAAAACAAUAAUUAGAUCUGUCCAAAUAUAGUGGAAAAGCUAAUAAUAGAACUUUGGAGAUUUUUGAUUCUCAAACAAAUUAAUUAUAAUAUACUUUGAAUAAGUUUAGUUCAAAAAUAAAUGCAAUCUCAUUCGUUCCAUCCUAAGAAUAAUUCAUACUUGGAAUGGAUGAUGGAUCGAUAUUGUUCUAUAAGAUCGAUUAAGAUACAAUAAAAAUUUAUGGCAUACCUAUUUGCUAUUACACUUUUGCCAAAAAUCCUCUUUUAACAGCUUAAAAUUGCAGUAUUAGACAAUCUACAUUUUAAACAGAUGAAAUUGAAAAUUUUUAAACAUUAUUAUGUGAGUAAGGAGCAAUAAAAGAAUGA